Messenger RNA from Cicer arietinum (chickpea), 1075 nucleotides. Its product is annotated as chitinase 1-like. The record is from RefSeq and is a predicted model, not a curated record. Gene Ontology annotation, biological process: carbohydrate metabolic process. Lineage: Eukaryota; Viridiplantae; Streptophyta; Magnoliopsida; Fabales; Fabaceae.
GAAAAGGCAAUUAAUUUCAUUAUCAUUUUCUCUUCCAAUUUCUUAUAAUUGUCACAAUGUCUUCUGAGGGUAACAAUGGAAACAUUGAUUUUACCAUUUAUCGUCAAUACGUACAUGAUAUAUCACCUCCAAUUAAUAAUAUCUCCAAACUCCAAGAUGACAAACAAAUCGACUUCAUUUUGAGGUUUGCCAGUGAAGAAUAUGACGUGCAUGGAAAAGGUACCGGAAAUUUACAUCCCACUUGGGACCUUGAAGAAUUCAAUAUUGAAUGGGUGAAAAAGGUGAAGGAACGUAUUCGAAAUGCGAGGGUGGUUAUAAGCAUAGGUGGUGUUGGCUCUGAAUUUCCAUUCGAUCCAAUUGAAAAAGAUAUAUGGGUUUACAAAGUCAUAGAGUCGACCAAACGGAUCGUCCACGAUCUCUAUGACAAUCUAAUUGAUGGUAUUGAUAUUCAUUAUGACGUCAUCAAAUCAAGUAAAGAUGAAUUUUCUUGUAGUAUUGGGAGAGUUAUAGAAAAACUAAAAUAUGAUACCAAUCUAUCCAUCAAUGUGGUUUCCAUUGCUCCAAACGAACUAGUCCAAUCCUACUACCUCGACUUAUUUUUGGAAAAGCUAUACUUUAUCGACUUGGUUGACUAUCAAUUCUACAAUCUUAAACCACAAACUCUAAAACAACUUGUAGAACUCUAUCAAAAAUUAGUUCAUGAGUACAAUGUGGCUACCGUCCUACCAAUAGUUAGCUCUCACAAGGUCCCUAUAAUUACCGAGUUCAUCCAAUACCUUUUGCAAAAAAAAUUACUCCCUGGCGCUGUUGUUUGGGAUGAUCAUAACUCUACCGUUGGAAUCAUUGACUCUUUCUCUAUAGAGAAUGUGCUACAAAACCUCUAAUUAUGAUUAAUUAGGUUGUAAUCCAUUUUUUAUUUUAUGGGUCAAAUAUCACAAACAUAAAUGGAUAGGAGGAUGACUCUAUCUAUUGGAUGUUCUAAAUAAGACCUAUCAAUUGGUUGCUUUUAGUAUUGCAUUUGUGUUUGUGUGUGGCAUUGGUUUCUUGUUUUCAAUUACUUUCUUUUGUCAUUUUG